Dendroctonus ponderosae (mountain pine beetle) is the source of this 3855-nucleotide messenger RNA. RefSeq lists its product as uncharacterized. NCBI's taxonomy places the organism in Eukaryota, Metazoa, Arthropoda, Insecta, Coleoptera, Curculionidae. The transcript is spliced from 17 exons. The record is from RefSeq and is a predicted model, not a curated record. Bases 290 to 3214 code for a protein of 974 amino acids.
UCGCAGUACCCGAUUCUAAGUACCGAUCUACCUAAUGGUUCCCCACCUGGUGAAGGUAUGACGAAGAAGGCGACUUCUAUGCAGGGAACAGCAGCAGAAGUGACUGAGCCGCGAGUACCAGCGAGUCUUCGCCGCGAAUUGUGCGAGUGAAAGAAGUGGUACUGUCAGUACCAUCGGCUGUUGGUGCUCUUGUUCUAGCUCUGAGCUUGGAUACGCGGUCGCGCUGAACUUUAUCUAGGCAACAACAGCAUGAUAUUUGGUCGCUAGAAGCCCAAGUGAAAUAAGAAAUAUGCGCCCUCCAAGUGUUUGCCUCCUGCUACCGCUAAUAGCCCUAGUUUCGUCCCAAUCCAACUAUGCCGACCAGGCCAACAGUAUCGGAUAUCAAGGCGAAGGCCUUCCGCCUGAAGCCACUCUGGAUGGCAAAGUCACCAAGCUGGAUGACCUCAGCCCGGUUAUAUUCCUCAACCGGACCAAGGCUGCACUCAAUUGCGCCGCCGGCUCCAUGCUGGUGGAGCUGAAAUUUAAUGACGCCUUCCAUGGAAUAGCCUAUGCGGAUUUUGAUCGCAACUCCGCAUGCCAAGUGACUGGAAAGGGAAGCCACAGCUACAAGUUGGAGCUGCCUUUGAAGGGAUGCGGCACCAAACAGGAGCCGCAGCGUGUGUUCACCAAUAACAUUGUGGUGCGGUUUCAUCCCAACUUAGAAAUGGAUGGGGACGAGAUUAUUACCAUUGUAUGCAGAUAUCCGCCUCCAGUAGCUCCAGUUCCUCCCAUUCCCUUGCCCAUUAAAGAAGCUGCUGCUCCGGUUGCUGCCCUGGAGCCCCCACUGAAGGGUUUCCAGAUUUUGCUCAUCAUCUGCGGAAUACUCUUCCUUUCGUUGAUGCUGCUUGGAUUGGGCUGUUCCUACUACUGUCUUCGACGCCGGCCAGUUGCAAUAAUCCGCCCGUUUUCCAGCAUUGGAAGCGACUCGGAAAUCACCAAACUCUCCGGGAGCUCGCUAGGUACGCUGUCGAUGUUUGAGGGCCUCAAAAUACCGCGCGCUCAUGCCCCGGUUGCCAUUACGGGAAGCAGUUCGGGAAGCGAGGAAGGAAACCUCAUCAGUGACACGCUGCCUUCGGAUUAUCCUUCUGAGUCUCACUCAGAAGUUGAGGAAACUCGAUCGCUGCCGGUUUCCUCUGCCGGCAGCUUUGAAAAUCGGGCAUUUAUCCAGGAUAAUGGCAGCUUUUUCGGCUCGGAAGGUUACGGGCACACUCAGGAGCAACAGGUUCAGAACGCAUCCUUCACCAGCUCCUCCGAAAUGGUUUCUCGAUUCCCCAUUGCCGUUAAAGGCGAACCGCCGAACUUUGAUGUGCAGGUUCGUGUCAAACGGGCUCCUCCAUCGCCCCCUAGUUUGUCGUUUUCUGACACUGAAAGCAUGAGGACUGAACGCAACCUGAGCACCAUUCCGGAGCAACUGGAAGACAUGAGCAUCCGAUCAGUUUCGCCUCCAAUCACCGAACGAACCCACUUUACGUAUGUGCCUGAACUGCAUCCGCCUCCAAAGCACAUCCAGCCUGCGCCGACCUUCAACAGAAUUCUGCGCAAGCAGCAGGAGAUGGCCGACGCCAGAUCGAUAGCUUCGCUCAACACGGAAAUGACUGACACUCAUUCGAUCACGGAGACUUUGGAUGAUUCUCAUCACAUGUUCAUAGCUCCAGUUCCUCCGCCUCCACCUCCAAUUGUUCCCAAACAGAACUACAUGGUGCAGAUGGAGCGACCUGGAAAACUGGAGCCGCCAAUCACUCCAAUGCAUAAGCCUGAGAUUACUUCGCAUGUGGUGGACGAUGUAUUUUUGAGGACCAUCACUGAGAAGAAGACCUUUGAGGAUAUUGAGAGGCAUAGAAGGUUGAUUACAGAGUUCCACGCCCGACCUAAACAGCCACCAGUGGCGCCAAUAGAAGACACCAAAUGGAAUGUGACCAUCAAGAACUACCCCGUGCAGGCGGAGCCUCCAGACUGGGAAAACUUCUCAGAUAUUUCCUCGGCUUCCGGGAUGACGUUGACUCCAAAACUGGAAAGGGCGUCGCUUAGUUUGCCACCUCAACCUCAAAUCGACGACAACAAGUUACCACUCAACGCCCCUGAACUAGUGAGCAAUAUCGGCCCUCGCACCACUAGGAGAAUGGUUACCAGCGAGUUCAGCAACAUCCACAGAGACAGUUUGCAUGCGGCUGAUGAAAGUGAAGAAACUUUCCUGUCCACCUUCAAUGUUCCCUUGGAGAACCCUGCGGUGCCCAACUGGAAUGUUUUAAUCCGCGUGCUGCAACCGACAGAGCAAGAGGAAGAAGGUCCCGUGAUUGAAAGUGCUGAAACUUUCAACUCCCAGUUGACGUUGAGCGACAAGAUGAAAUGGAGGCAGAUCAUCACCACUGAGUCCACGCUGCGCACCCUCCUAACCGAAGCGGUGGUGAAGGAGGACUUCGAAACCAUUCGAAAGGAUCAACGAUACGAGAAAAUCUUCGAGCCCCCCAAGUGGGACGUGAUCAUUCGCAUUCUGACUCCGAUCGACAGGCAGCCGAAGUCGCGGUUCAGAAAAAAGAGCGAUUGGGACAACCGCAGCCGAAGAAGCAGCCUGCCCACUUUGUAUGAGUACGACUCCGAUGGCGGAAGCAGCGUCAAGACGCUGACUAGGGACUCCAUGGUGUACCCAGCAAUGCCCCAAAGGUCCUCACGCUCCAGCUGCAAGAGCGAAGCUGACCUGAGGUCAAUGUCUGAGAUGACUGUGGACUUUGGUAGACCUGAUCAUUUCGACACCCAAUCGGAAGCUUCCAGCUAUUAUCCAGAUCGGCAGUACUACGAGGACUCGGAGGUGGAUGCUGGCUCCACCCAUGGAAGAUCCUUAGCCAGAUCGCUCAGCCAGCCGAGUUUAGCCAGAUCAGCAAGUGAAUUCACCGAAAGGUGGGUGGCCCCUUCACGUUACGACACAGCCAGCGAAUUCACCUCGCCAGAAGGAACUCCCAAGUCGCAAAGAAGCACUCGAAUGCAGCACUACCAUCUUCCAGCAAGCGACCAGCAGUCGUCCUGGCAAGCAAGCGAGUCCAGACGAACCACCAGAGGCCCAGCCGCCACGACUGAGCAAGUCACUCGAGAGUUCAGGAGUGAGGCCAAAACCAGCUUUAUGGGGCCACCACGGAAGGGCUGGUUCGGGGACAAUGAAAGCGAAGCCAGCUACAAGUAGCCAUGGAAGCCAUUUGCCUAGAAAAAGUCGAUUGCCAUUUUCUCUCCCAAGUUAGAUUAAGUUUAAUGCUUCAUUUGCGUGGUGAAAAGCCCCCAUAAACGUGCCGAUCUCCAGAGAACUGCGUGUUAAUUGUCGUGGCCUCUCUUUGUCGGCUUUUCUCAGGCGCAAUGACGCAAACCGUUUUCGAUAUAGGAAAUUUCGAUAAUUUAAUUCCCAUUAACCUGCUGAUGUUUGUAUCGGUCUCUGCACUUUGACUGUUCGAGUUGUACAAUAAUUUUACCCCUAACAUGUACUUAAUAAUUUUUUAAAUUGUAACUUGCUGUGAUAACCAUUUUUCUACUAUUUUUGCUAUUUUUUACCCGGGCGUUCCACCCGAUUUUUCACUUUUCCGUUGCGGUUUUGGUUCGCGGAAAACUGAAGAAUUGGGUACCUUUCCGAGCGCGUCUUUAUCGGUUCUAUUUGGCUCUAUGGAAAAAUAACACAAAGAGCAGCAGGUGCCAGGUCUAGAAACUUUUUAGUGCGCCUGUUGCCGGCCUCUCUUUUUGCUCAAUCUAUAUUUUAUGGGUGAAGGGUUUCUUUUUUACUUAACUUUAACUCUAUUUGUGCAAUGUUGGAAAAUUGCAAUAAACGUCUGGCUUUAG